Darwinula stevensoni is the source of this 555-nucleotide messenger RNA. NCBI's taxonomy places the organism in Eukaryota, Metazoa, Arthropoda, Ostracoda, Podocopida, Darwinulidae. The record is from the annotation of a GenBank genome assembly.
AUGGGCCUAUGUUGUAAUCUGGGGGUCACUCAUUUCGGGAAUAUCUGUUACCUCCCUCUGACGUCGGAGCCAUGUGGCAUCGACGUUGUGGCUCACCGGGCACUCCAUGAUGUUCGACCAGAAUUCUUCCAGUUCCGCCUUGCCAGGAACCUCCUUCACUACUAUGGGUUUUGCUCCCAGUUCCCGCAAAAAAAGCUCUUGGAGCAAGGGGUACCUGUUGUUGCAGAUACAGAAUAUGGACAGGUAAAAUUGAAUAUGCAAUUGGCAGAAUCCAGUGUUCAGUUCCAUCUGCCAGAGGGAAAAAACUCCAUCCACAUAUCCUGUCCUGUUCGAGUUCUGCAUGGGAUGCUUUCUUCCUCUUUGUUUUCAUCAGCCUGGUGCUGGGAGGUCCUGAACAAAUCAUAUUCAUCCCCAGAGUGGCUCCAUUGCAAGACAUUCAGGAAGCACAACAUUGUCAAUCCCAAGCAUUUCAGCGGGAAUCAUUCAUCGUCAUCCUUGGGUGCUUCUCAUGCCUCAGGCUAUGUUGCAUUCGAACAAUUGAAUGAAUCUGAGUGA